CAUAUCCCGCAAUCCUUUUCGGCGUGGCUCCAUUUACAUUGGAGAUCAGCUGAGCUUGUGCAUCGCUGCAGUGAGAGUAAAGCGCGCGGUGAGGGAUCGGAGCAGCUCGGGAUGCUCGGCGUGUCUCUGCUCGGGCUUGGACAUCAUUUUAAACCCCCGGACCGACCGGAAACAGGGCUUUUUAAACGUCUGGAAGAAUGUGACUCUUUAACGUAUUCGUGUUUUUAUUUCUUAACCACGCAGGUGGUCUCCACUCUGCUGAUCGAGUACAGAUUUUGAUGAGAUUUUUUUUUACUUCCAUUAUUUCGUUCAUCACCUGUCCUGUCAGUGCGGAAUACACUUGGACACGUCUCAGUGGAACCGUCCGGGGUUUGGAGGAGAUUACAGUGUUUUUUUGUUUUUGUUUUUUGUUUUUUUUUACCGGGAGUGGGCUAAAUAAUAUGUCCAGGCGAAAACAGACCAACCCCUUCAAAGUUAACUGGCCAUUUCACACUUCAGGCAUCACAGGACUUCAGCACACUAUUAACAUGGAUGGCAGGGACGAAUACACCGAAGACAGUGAAUGUUGCAGCAACAACUCCCAGGAAGUCCAAGGGCAGGAUAGCAUCUCAGGGCUGUGUUUGCCUCCAUAGAAGACAGCGAUAGUGACCCUGACAACCACGGUGAAGACUCAUCCUCCAACACCUCUGCCGAUGACCACAUGACCACCAAGACGUCUCAGUGCCGCCUACAAGGAGUGGGAGUCAAAGAGGAGAGCGAGGAAGGGGCCGACCACAGCAACAGCUUUGUUUGUCCUCUCUGCACGCUGGAGUUCAGCAGCCCUGAGAAGCUCAUUUCCCAUGUGUACCAGCACACGACUAUGAUGAGCAACUCCAAGAGCUAUGUGUGCCCAGUGUGUGGGCGAGCGCUGAGCUCGCCUGGCUCACUUGGACGACAUCUCCUCAUCCACUCCGAGGACCGCCUCUCCAACUGCGCUGUCUGUGGCGCACGCUUCACAGACACCAACAACUUUAACAGGGAGAAGCUUAAAGAUGUCCUUGACACAACCAGGAUGGAUGUCACUGGUGGAAGGGACACCUGCUCCAUGCCCCAGUCCCUCUCCAACAGCCCCAUGCCCAGCCCAGGCUCCGGCACUCGCUCCUGCCAUGGGCCAGGCCCCAGCCUCAGUUCAUGUCAGGGUCCUCACUCGUGUCAGGCACCUGACCCCAGCUCCAGCCUAUGUGAAGUGCAUCGUACCUGCCAGGGACCAGGCCACAUGUCGAGCCAAUGUCAAGGUCCCAGACCAUGUCAUAGCCCAGGCCUGGGAUCUGGGCAGUGCUCAGGACCAGGCACAGGCCCUGACCAAGGACCCUCCUUUCCCUCACUGCCCGACAGUCUCCUCUCUGAAGGGCCGACACUCUCGUCUAUCCCUAAUGCUCUUAACUCCUCUUCCUCGGGACUCCCUCCUAUCCCUGACAUCCUGAGCCCUAUGCCGGUGUAUCCUGCUGGGGUGCUGCUGGUGUGCAACAGCUGUAUGGCCUAUCAGCAGUUGGUGGAGACCCAGUCCCCGAUGAGAAAAUGGGCUAUGCGUAGGAAGAACGAACCCUUGGAAGCUCGCUUGCAGCGCCUAGAACGUGAGCGCACGGCUAAGAAGAACAAACGGGCGUGUGAGACAGAAGAGGAGAGGGAACUGAGGAGGCUACGGGACCGCGAGGCCAAGCGCAUGCAGAGGAUGCAGGAAACGGAGGAGCAGAGGGCACGCAGGCUGCAGAGAGACAGGGAUGCCAUGCGUUUAAAGAGGGCCAAUGAGACACCAGAGAAGAGGCAGGCCAGGCUGAUCCGCGAGAGGGAGGCCAAGAGGAUCAAGCGACGACUGGAGAAGAUUGACCCCGCUCUAAGGACACAGAUCGAGCAUGAUCCUGCUGCGAUGGCCGCCCUCACAGCAGACAUGAGUCUCUUUCAGUUCCCCUGCACUAUGCCUGUCCCUUCAAUUGAUAAUGGUCUGUUCAUGAAGCUGCCCUAAUUCGACUGGGCGCUGGGUGGGGUGGGGGCAAACUGGCUUCUAGCAGUAUUGUUAACCUCUGCCAGGGUCACAGCGCACCCAUCCCAGCUGGUUCCCUCCAAGCUUCCUGUGUUGAACGGCUUCACACACAAAACUGCUUUGUUCAAUACAGCAAAAACUAUUCCUAAUUUAUUACAGUGUAGAAAACCUUGGGAACAGGGUUGAGAAUGUUUCAUAUUGUAUGGAUGACGACCUUAAAGCAUGUUGUAAAGAGAUUUAUCUGUUUGUCAGUGGACUAGCAGAUGUAUCACAGUUCAUUCUACCAGGAGCAGUUCUACUUCCUUUGAUGGAAAAAAAAAAUCUUUUGCACAUUGACCUUCAGUGAUGGGAGCGGGGACUUUGUAGCCACAGCAUCCUCCUUUCUGGUCCACUAUCCAGCCCAGUGACUCGGGGUUUACCAGCAGCUACACCUCUCACUUCAAGCUGCUGCCAUGGGUUCCUGGGAAGUUCAUCUACAGUCAAACUACUACCUCAGCUGGCGCCGUGGUUGCGCUCUCUGUCCUGUGGCUUACAACGUUCCAACUCCAAGCUUCCAAAGCUCUACAUGUACUGUACUCUACUCCAGAGGAUGCAGGUUGUUUUCUACAAGCUGUUUUCAUUGAUCACUCCGGCACUUUAAUAGGACACAGGCAUUCACAGGAGCAAGUGAUAAACAAGCACGCCAGCUCCAUGUGCAUUUCCCAGGAUUAUAAUAUUUAUAAUUUAUAAUGUUUCUUAACGGAUCAACCCUGAAUGUUUUGUCCUAUUGAACAUGGCCAGUGCUGAGCAACAUUCCUCCUUAUCCACUGAGUUGUACUUAAUGCAUUCACCUCUUUACAUUCUCUUUGCCAACAUUUUGUUCUGUUUCACACUCUUGAGUAUUUUGCCAAUGCAAGUUUUUUUUAGUUUCUGUUACAGAACUUGUCUUUGGCUCAUGAAAACUCAGUCUGCGCUGCUGUUAUCGUACUGUACAAUACAUUAGUUACCUCUUUUAUAUUUUGGGCUCGUCACAUUAAGGAAUAUUGUGAUAACUUGUUCUUAAAGCUACAAUGAAAUAGUAGCUCAUAUGUUACCUGACAGAAUUUGUGACACUAAAUUCUGCCUGCAAAGAUGUAUUUGUUUUCCUGGUUAUAGGAAAAAGACAUGAAAGCUGGUUAGAUUUAUAUAGAGGAUGAUACAUAAAUAAUGCAAGCUCUGCUUCAUGCAAUUUGUGUAGCGUUCACAUGCUUUGUAAGGCUGUAGUACUUUCAAAAAUAUGUCAACAGUACCACUUAAAUUAUUUUAUUUCCUCUGUCAGAAGAAACCUACUGUAUUUAUUGAAUCAUACCACGGGUGGAAAUGAUUCUAAACACGUCUCUGUUUCUUCUUCCCUCCUCUGUUACUGAGCACUGGGGCUAAGUUCAUGACACGUACGGGGAGAGAGAUUCUAUUAACUGACAUUCAUGAACCUCAUUGCAGCACAUAUUUAUGCAAUAUGAUGUGAAUAUACUUUUCUUGUGAAACUGUUUGGCUUAUUUGGACCACAAGUGUUAUGAAAAUAUUUUAAUGUUUAAAUUGGUGACCAUGAAUGGAUAUUCCUUAAUUUCCUGCCUGUAAGGUUACCUCCAUUUUUUUUUUUUUUUUACUUCGCUUCCUCAUAUGCAAACAAACAAACAAACACAGUGUCAAAUGAGCAUAUUCGUCAUAUCAGAGACAAGGAUGAGUACUGGUUCUGUUUGAGUCACUCCUAGACAAGAGUUUAUCUACCUGGCUGUUUGCUGUAGAAAAUGUAACAAAGAAUAAGAAAAAACUACUUUUCUUUCGUCUUCAGAGGCUUUUCUAGGAGCCUGUAUCAAGCCUCUAUGCAACAGAUGUGUCAUUUAUUCCAAGGAAAUUUAAUUCACUUUUCAUUGAAACUAUGCAGAAUGAGACUUUAAUUUAAAUGGACUUCAGUGUAAGAGUUUAGCUUCUCAGGCAAUUUAACUGGGUAAGAGGGCUCAGAGCCUAGAUACGACACCCUGGUCCAUAAAGUCACUACUAGAUUGAUCAUAUGUGCGACAGGAACAGUCUUGUUUGACUUUUCUAGAGACAGUUUGUCUCCUGAGAUCAGUUUUCUCUUCCUAGCUCAGCACGUGAAAGCACCAGGGUUUCACUGCCAUCUGAUUCAUGACAUACAAGGGCAGAUCAGUGCUCUCGACACUGGCUUCAGGUGUCAUUUAUAUCUCUCUUCUCUCAGACUAUGAAUACUGGGUAUUCUCAGACGUUGCUCUUUAAAUUUGCUGCGGUCCCCUUGGCCCUACAGUGGAAUAAUGGGACAGAUCAGCAGCUGUGGUCUGACACACUAUUGCAACAGAAGUACUAUAAACUCUGUGGUGACAUGGGUCUUUAUGAGGAGUACUUUAAGUGUGGAUUAGGUAAGCACUGCAUGUUGUGAAACUGCACUUGUCCUAGAAUGGUUCAAUAUGAGCUUGUGUUCUACUGUUAGUUCAUGCCUGCCUGUUUUUUACAGUUUAAUCAAAAAAAAAAGUUUAAACAUUGGCCUUUCUGUAUGAACUCUAUCAGGAUUUUCUCUAAAUGUCCAUGUUUACAAAAUACAUCUCCGAACAAGGCCAAAUGAACGAGCUGCACUGCUCAUGAGAACAUUUCUGCUGGCUGUGGUGUCUGACUGGAUGGCCCUUGGAGGACACCAUCCUGUUACUGGAUAAACAGAUGUACAGACCAACAUGAAACUUAAUAAAGAAUGUGGAAGUAAACAUCGACUUUACUAUAACGGUUGUGUUCAGUGUUGUUUCUGAUCUAAAAUAAGAAAGCUGACCUUUAAUUUUGAAUUUUUUUGGUGUCUGAAUUUAACCGGUACAAUUUAAGCUGCUUGAUUUUUAGUAACCUAGUUCUGAAUAGUUUCAUUUGAAUUUGUGACAUUUAUACUCAGCAGCUUCUGAAUUUCAACACCAAGUAUUCUGUAGCGGUUGUUUUUUAUUAUUACAUACUUAAAAUUAUUACAACUAUUAUUGGCCUCCAUAUGAAUCCACUCCUAUCAUAGCUUAGGAAC
This is a messenger RNA of Monopterus albus (swamp eel), 5048 nucleotides long. It is a transcript of the gene znf821, whose product is annotated as zinc finger protein 821. The record is from RefSeq and is a predicted model, not a curated record. Lineage: Eukaryota; Metazoa; Chordata; Actinopteri; Synbranchiformes; Synbranchidae. The transcript is spliced from 6 exons. Gene Ontology annotation, biological process: regulation of transcription by RNA polymerase II. Bases 701 to 2002 code for a protein of 433 amino acids. Gene Ontology annotation, cellular component: nucleus. Gene Ontology annotation, molecular function: RNA polymerase II cis-regulatory region sequence-specific DNA binding; DNA-binding transcription activator activity, RNA polymerase II-specific.